Drosophila ananassae is the source of this 6273-nucleotide messenger RNA. It is a transcript of the gene Slik, whose product is annotated as serine/threonine-protein kinase 10. The transcript has 12 exons. Bases 719 to 5611 code for a protein of 1630 amino acids. Gene Ontology annotation, biological process: protein phosphorylation. Gene Ontology annotation, molecular function: protein serine/threonine kinase activity; ATP binding. Lineage: Eukaryota; Metazoa; Arthropoda; Insecta; Diptera; Drosophilidae. The record is from RefSeq and is a predicted model, not a curated record.
UGCCUCUCUUCGCUCUCCCAAAUGACCUAAACGCCAUUUUCGAGAGAGAAAUUUCGAUACAAAUGCAAUAAUAGUGAUGGACUGAGCAGUAUAAAAUUUACAGAAUAAGAUUUAAUAGGAUUUUUCAAAAAGGUCCAUUUUCAAUUCGAAAAGAACUGUUUAAUUCAAUAACUGUAACAAGGAUUAGUAAAUAGUAUAGGAAAUCGGGAGAAAAAUCGAUGCCUGGUCUUAUCGGUGUAUCGAAGCUACGUCCACCACUAAAACAUAACACCAAAAAGCGAGGAGAUUUACCAAGGGAGAAAUACGAAUACGUUAAUAUAGUUGGAGAAAGGGCGCGGGUGGACGGAGAAAAGGCAAAGCACCGUCGGUAAACGUUUGCGCGACGCACCUGAUUAAUAAAAAGUGAGCGAGGCGAGCGGGUGGAUGAGAGCUUGCGAGCUGCUAAUUAAAUUAUAAAACAUACAGAAGCGUUGAAGACGUCGCAGACCGAACCAAACCAAGCCCACAAUCCCCGCUCGUUGGCCUAUUUCGCUGGACUAAACGGAAGAUAUAGGGAGUGCGAAACAGGGAGAGAGAGUGUAAAACGAGACACACGGCUGGCUAAUAGGAGCUCAGCGCACUAUGUAGAAGUCCGACUCGACGCCAAGGGGAAACCAACUAGCGAGCAGAAGCGUAGUAGAAGCACCACAGUAGCAGAGGACUAAACAAAAGCCACGCCAUGUCUAUACUGACCAGCCUGAAGAAGGUCUUCCACAUCGGUGGCGGGGAGGCCAAGAAGAAGCGGCUCUACAACAACAUCAAGAUGGACACAAACCCGGAGGAUUUCUGGGAGAUGGUCGGUGAGCUGGGCGACGGCGCCUUUGGCAAGGUGUACAAGGCCCAGCACAAGGAACAGAAGCGCUUCGCCGCCGCCAAGAUGUGUACGCUGGAGGACGAGGAGAAUCUCAGCGACCACAUGGUGGAGAUCGAUAUUCUCUCGGAGAUCAAGCACCCCAAUGUGGUGGAGCUGUACGAGGCCUUCUCCCUUGACGAUAAGCUGUGGAUGCUCAUCGAGUACUGCGAUGGCGGAGCCCUGGACAGCAUUAUGGUGGAGCUGGAGAAGCCACUAACUGAGCCGCAAAUUGCCUACGUGUGCAAGCACAUGACCGAGGGCCUAACCUUCCUGCACCGCAACAAGGUCAUCCAUCGCGACUUGAAGGCCGGCAACGUUCUGCUCACCAUGGAGGGUGGCGUCAAGCUGGCGGACUUUGGCGUCUCGGCCAAGAACAAACACACGAUGCAGAAGCACGACACUUUCAUCGGCACGCCCUACUGGAUGGCGCCAGAGCUGGUGUUGUGCGAAACGUUCCGGGACAACCCGUACGAUCACAAAGUGGACGUCUGGUCACUGGGCAUAACGCUAAUCGAGCUGGCCCAAAUGGAGCCGCCCAACAGCGAGAUGUCGCCGAUGCGUGUCCUCCUCAAGAUCCAAAAGAGUGAGCCGCCCAAGCUGGAGCAGCCGGCCAGGUGGAGCAAGGAAUUCAAUGACUUCCUCAAGAAGUCUUUAGUCAAGGAUCCCCAGCAGAGGCCGACGACGGAUGUCCUGCUGCAGCAUAGCUUCAUCAGCAGGGACAUGGACGCAAAGCCGAUUAAGGACCUGCUGCUCGAGUACAAGGCUGAGGUCGUUGAGGAGGUGGUGGACGACGAGACCGAGGAACCCCGCAACUCGGCGCUCCAGCUCGACCUGGACGAUGACUCUGCUUCGCUGCAGAGCCAAGACAUUGACAAACUUCCAGGUACACCUACAUCCAUUUUGCGGGAUGCCAAAGAGCAGCCCCAACCAAGUAGCAGUUUACCAACCGCUGCAGCAGCAGCAGCAGCAGCAGCGACAACUGCACCCACAACAACUAAAGCCACCACUCCGGACAGACCAAACCACAACAAGGAUGACAAUGUUGAGCCGGCAGCCCAGCAGCCGCCGCAUACCAAAGUGCCUGCCCCAGCGCCGCCGUCGCCCCAAAAAACACCACCACCCCCACAACUUCCUGCACCAGCAGCUGCAGCAGCAGCAGCAGCAGUGGUGGCAGCUGUUGCAGAGGCAGCUGAAAGAACCGAGUCCGAUAAAAAGCACUUUGUCAAGAAGGAGAAGGGUAAAGCGCCGCCACCACCCAUGGCUGUUGCAGUCGCCGCUAACGCAGCGAAGCAGCCAACUGUCGAUACUCCGGUGUCGCCCAAGAAGGUGUCCACUCCCGAGCCCUCAUCGCCAGUCACCACAGCUAUCGAAGUGGCCAUUGGACAGGAGACCGUUGAGCCAAAACCGCAGCCACCCUCGCCCACCGCCUCGUCCAUUGUGUCCGUGCAGUCAGUGGCCUCGUCUAGCUCCUCGGGAAGCGUUUCCAAUGCGAGAACGCUCAGCUCUAGCACUUCCCUGAUAACCAUUAACAGUGACGCCCCAGCGCCGCAACAGCCGCCGCCACAGCCGCAGCACGUGGUAUUGCCAAAUAGCUUGGAGUCGGUGAGCCAAAUCACCGUGGUAACUAGCACCCAUCCGCCGGUGAUUAUCGACAACUCGGUUGCACCAUCGGAGGUGAUUAUCGUGUCCAAUGACCUGAACAAGAGCACUCACCUGAACGAAUCCUCCACGGACGACGACUUCCCAUCGCUGGACGACAGCUUGGGUGAUUCUGGCACGCCACCCUACAAACAGUCCUCCAUGAUAUUGGCGGUCAAUGAUCCGGCAGGAGUGGUGCCUGCCCCACCGCAGCAGCCCCAUAAUGCCACCACCACUGUCCAUGCCCGCAAGCUGGACGAGAGCGAGGUACUGAUCGUGAGUCCAUCGUAUGCGGACGAUGAUUCCGCUUAUAAUACGGCAUCGGGCAGCCAUAGUCACGAUCACAGUGACCAGCUGAUGGACACCAGCCACGUGUCCGUCGUCACUGUGGGCGACGAGGGUGUGAAGGUGAAGGACAGCAGCAACGAGAUGGAGGGCCACAAGCGCCAGCCAAACGGAGUGGUACCGGAGGACGUGAACAUCAUUGUGAACCGAUUCAAGCCGGAGAAGCGAUCGCCGGACAGCUCGCUGAGCGAGAACGGCUCUGUGCGAGGACGGCGGGGCAUCGAAGUGCAAGUAAGCGGCAGCGGAGGCUCCGACGUGGACAGCGUUGGCACCAACACUAGUCAUGACAGUCGCCACGAGGUGGAUCACAACAACAAGCAGCAGUCGCAACAGCCACCGGCGGCAGUACUGAUGCCGCCGCCACCUCCCUCCGUGACGAAUAAUCACAAUCACAUGACCAUCGACGAGGAGGAGGAGGUGGUCAUCCGGCCCAGGGCCAGGGCUCCGCCUGUGGUCAAGUCCCACCAGGGGCUCACCAAGGAGGAGAUCGAACUGCGGAACCUGCGCAAGAAAACGCGCAAACGCACCCGCAAGUUCGAGAUCGAUGGCGUGCAAAUGACCACGACCACGAGUCGGGUGAUCUACGGCGACGAGGAGAACGGCCGAAUCUACGAUGAUCACGACUUCCGGAAGCUGGAGUUGCGGGAGCUGAAGAUGCUCCAGAAGCAGGAGAAGAAGCAGCAGACUGAACUGCACAUCAAGGAGCAACAGGCCAAGGAGCAGCAGGACCGCCGCUUCGAGCAGGAGCACUCGUCGCUGGAGAAGACCUACGAAGCGGAUAUGGAUAUGCUGGCGCGCCAGCACAAGCAGCUGGUGGAGAAAACCGAGCAGACGCAGGAGAACGAGCUGCGCUCCUCGUCGAAGCGCAUCCGCUCCGAGCAGGAGCAGGAGCUGAAAAUCUUCCGGGAGAACCUGAAGCAGGAGAUCCGCUUGCUCAAGCAGGAGGUCGACCUCUUCCCCAAGGACAAGCGCAAGGACGAGUUCAAGCAGCGGCGAUCGGCCAUGGAACUGGAUCACGAGGAAAAGGAGCGCGCCUUCCUCGAUUCGCUCAAGGAGCGGCACGAGCUUCUGUUGCGGCGGUUGAGUGAGAAGCACCGGGAGCAUCUGGCCAGCAUCAAUCGCAACUUCCUGCAACAAAAGCAGAAUGCGAUGCGGACGCGUGAGGCUCUGCUCUGGGAACUGGAGGAGAAGCAGCUGCACGAACGCCACCAGCUGUCCAAGCGGCACGUCAAGGAGCUCUGCUUCAUGCAGCGCCAUCAGAUGAUCAUCCGGCACGACAAGGAGCUGGAGCAGGUGAAGCGCAUGUUGCUGCGCAAGGAGGAGGAUCUGGUCAAGAAGCAGACGCUGGAGAAGCGCGCCCUCCCCAAGCGAAUCCGAGCUGAGCGCAAGGCCCGCGACCUAAUGUUCCGGGAAUCGUUGCGCAUUUCAACGAAUCUGGAUCCAGACAUCGAACGCGAGCGCCUCAAGAAGUUCCAGGAGCAGGAGAAGAAGCGCUACAUGCAAGAGGAGCGCCGCUUCGAGGUCAAGCAUCAGAAGCAAUUAGAAGAGCUACGUGCCACACGUGAAUCCGCCAUAAGAGAACUGGAGCAGCUGCAGAACGAGAAGCGCAAGGCCUUGGUGGAGCACGAGCAGACCAAGCUGUCGGAGAUCGACGACCGCCUGAAGGCGGAGCUGCGCGAGUGGCGCGAACAGCUGGCGCCCCGCAAACAGAAACUGAAUGAAUCCAUCAAGGCGGCCAUCGAUCUGCACGAGCAGCGCCACGGCCUGGUGGUCAAUCGGGAGGAGUUCGAGGACCAGGAGGUGGAGCUGCCGGUGCGCCUGCGCGGCAUAUUCAACGAGCGAUCCUCGCGCCUCAUUCCACGCAACACCUUCAUCGACACCCAACAGAUGCCUCGGUCGCGCUCUUCGCUCCUGAUGAUGGGCGGCGGUGGCAGUCGGCUGGCCAACUUCCGAGGAUCGGCACCAGAUCUGAGUCGCAGUGUGCCCAGUACUCCCAUCUUCCACAAGCAGCAGCGCUCCCAGAUGAUCAGCGACCUAGUGCUGGAAGAGGACGAGGAGCAGUUACUGGCUGAGCAGAUGAAGCGGGCCAGCGUCACGACUCUGCCCGCCCAGAGCCAGCUGCGCCUGAUAACCCAGUCGCCGGCCAACGAGCUGGUCAAAGUGGUGACCACCCCGCCGGUGUUGAACAGUGCCGAGGAUGCUAGCUCCAAGCCAGCCAUGAGCACGUUUAGAGGAAGCACUCCACCGAAAACGCCCGACGAUCUGGGCCUGGUGAGCAACCGCUUCAGUCGCGUUGACCCCAAGGCGGCAGCCGACGCCAGCGUGGAGCUGCGGAUCCACGAAGGGCCCGUCCUGACGGCCCACACCCAGCGCCUGCUGCACUCCACCUCGUUUGCGAUAAAGCGACCCUCGCUGGCCAGCCGGAGCAGCGGCCGAUCCUCGCUCAGCAGCGCCCAGUCCAUGUAUAAUAUUAGCGAGCUCACCACCCGUUUCGCCAGCGAUGCGGACGUGAUCUUUGAUUCCGGGCGCAAGGCGGCCGCGCUGCUGGACGAGGUGCAGCCACAGCUGAGAUCAUCGGUGAAGCCGGGACACAGUCGCCUGAAUGGAAGCGUUGCCUCGGCGGACUCGGCAGCCUCCUCAGAUGAUUUCUACUACGAUUUGUAUGCCGCCAAGUACAGGCUGCCGAGGAUCAACCAGCGGCAGCACAGCUGCGAGGAGGAUUCGUCGGCGAUCUAGGAGCGCCAAGAAGGCUCCUGCUCCAGCUCAUGCACCUCGGCCACUCCACUAACAAUCCAAUUGAACAUUUCUACUCACACCCACUAACCCAGACACUCCUCCCUUCUGGUGCUGGCUAACUGCAAAUCCCCACUAGUCCAUCCACUAACAUAUCAUCUUGCUAACCAACUCGGUAGAGACUAUCGUAACCCUAACUCCCUUCUGCUCUGCAUCCGCAUCUGAAUCCUCAUUGGAGAAUGCCAUACACUCUGUCUUGCCAAUGUUUAUUAUGUUUAUUAUGUUUGCAAUUGCAAUUUUAUUGAACGAAAAACAUUAUAGUUUAUGUUGAAAGUAUUGUUCUGACUUGGACCAGCCUUCCGCCUCCAAAUACAUUCCAUUGUAGCAGUAUUAUACAAAGUACUUAGUAAAAAACGAAAUCAGUAAUGAGAAAAAAGAAAAAAAGAAAGAAAUCAAUCGACAUUCCAUACUUAGCCACAUGCCAAGCAUUGUAUAGCCAUAUCUUACUCUAAACAUUUUUAUAAAUAUUUACAUAAACGCAUUAUAAUAUCGUGCUGAAACUUUCAUGAUGCUUCACUGUACACACACUCACUCUUGAAUAAAAACCAUGUACACAUCCAAACCAACAAAAAACGCGCUGCUAUCGAAACAAAAAAAAACAAAAA